Molecule: messenger RNA, 970 nt
Organism: Carassius auratus (goldfish)
Lineage: Eukaryota; Metazoa; Chordata; Actinopteri; Cypriniformes; Cyprinidae
Product: insulin-like growth factor I
Exons: 4
Coding region: 2-601 (199 amino acids)
Biological process (GO): regulation of protein phosphorylation; cell population proliferation; positive regulation of cell population proliferation
Cellular component (GO): extracellular region
Molecular function (GO): hormone activity; insulin-like growth factor receptor binding
Source: RefSeq, a predicted model, not a curated record
CAUGCCAUCAGACGGAAUGGCAACCUGUCAUGCCAGACGGCUUCAGAUGCUUAGAGGAUUCCUGCUGAAGCAGGUGCCCAGCUGGCGAAGUGUGUGUGUCCUCUGUUGCCUGUACUGCAUCCUGAUCCUGCCAGACGCCGGCGAGGCUGCCAAAGCACGCUGUGGACGAGAACUAGUUGCUGACCUGGAGUUUGUGUGUGGGGACCGUGGCUUUUACAGAGGCAAACCUGGAGCAGCCCGCAGCGGCGGUCCUCGCUCUCGUGGGAAAGGGAUCGUAGAGCAGUGUUGUGUGCGUGGAUGUGACCUCCAGCAUCUGGAGUUGUACUGUGCAAAACCCAAGAGGGUGCGGCGUGAUGUCCCUGCGUCUCUGCAACAGACUCUGGAAGAUCAGUUUUGGCUGGUGUUUCAGAGGCAAUACCAGAAGCAAGCAGAGAUGAACAGAGAUGAGGAAGCUACUUCUCAAAGACUCAGAGAGCGAAUGCUUUACCGAUGGCACUCCAGAGGUUCAGUAUUACUAACCAACCAACCCCCCUCAACCCAACAGCAUCUUUCCACUGAGACAGUGACAUCAGGACCAACAUUUACCCACCACAAACGAUAGUCAUGGCUCUUUUUGGAUCUGCGUGGACCCAAUGAAUCACCUUCCUUUUCUAAAAAAAGACUUUUCUGUCCUUGCAGACAUAUAAACUGAGAACUAUGUGAGAGAAAGUAUAGAGGACAAACUGCCAAAGCCACUCAUGCCAUGAAAGUGAAGAGCAGGGUGUUUGUGAUCGCUCAUGGCUUGUAUUAAUUUCACUAAACACAUGCUGAAUUCAAUAUGAAUUGUAUUUUUCCAUUUUAAUUUUGUUUUCAGCUUCCCCCCAAGCAUUGACUUCAGUUCUCCGAUGCAUUUGAAUAAACAAGUUCAAAGUCAUUUAAGGACAAAAGUUGAAAGUGUUUAGAUGCUAUACUGCUAUAUGCUACACUGAUG